Molecule: messenger RNA, 1905 nt
Organism: Sclerotinia borealis F-4128
Lineage: Eukaryota; Fungi; Ascomycota; Leotiomycetes; Helotiales; Sclerotiniaceae
Source: the annotation of a GenBank genome assembly
AUGUUCGACGUUUCGUGGACUGAUCCAACACGGGAGACCGUGGGCCAGAGAAAACAUCGCAAGGACCAAACAUCCACUAGGGGAUCGUCGCCAUCAAUACGGAGCUCAAAUUCCAGCGAUUCAUCUAAGUCAGUUAAGCACUCUAUCUUUGGAUUUUUCGGUAGCAACAAGAAGAUAUCAGCCCCAGUAGCUGUGACUUCUCCAAAGUCACCAGAAUUUAGGACCGAACAGUCUUCGAAAGUUUCUCGUCGGAUGUCAAGCUAUACCAGCACUUCGGAGACAUCAACACAAGAGGUACGUGAAACGACUACGACAACCAUUACACGUAUUCCAGUAAAUGGAUUUUUUCCAACAGUUCCAACGUACCAAGAGUCCGAGAGAAGUCCUUCGGACGUAUCCAUUUUCUCUGGCUAUACUGGAAGAUCAGCCGGGACCCAGUCAUCAUGGAGCUCCAUGGCAGAUGGGCAAAACAAAAACCGUUUCAUUCAGCCUCUGAGCCCAAAUUCUUUUGUCACUCAAAGUACUGAGAUCACUGUUGCCCCAAGUGAGGAUUUCAGUGCAUCGGAACAGCUCGCUACUGUCGUUCAUAUAACUUCAGGAACAGUUCCUAUCCAGAUUCAAGAUUCCGCCAUAAGAGAAUCUAAUUUGUCAUCAACUUCCUCAACAUAUGACUUCCCACUUCCACCUACACACAAUCCCGAAACCCCGAAGAUACCCAGCUCUCCCAAGACAUUAAGCUCUAGAAGUGACAUCGGUGCUAGAACCACCGAGUGGUCAAUGACGGCGAGGAAUAGGCGCUCGGAUUCAUGGAGACCUCCCGAGACAUGGGCAUGUCCUGCCGAAGAAACAGCCUCAUCAGUCGCCUCAUUGAAGUCUUCGGGGUCACGACGCAGGAGAAAACUUCGUGGUCGUAAUCGCUCACCUUCUAACUCGGAGCAGACACAUUUGCAAAUGAAUAUUCGUAAGAUGGAAGCAGCAAGCAAUAAGAUUAUUCUUGAACGGUUGAAGGAGGAAUGGAUGCAAGUGGCCGACGCGUCAGUAUAUCGAGAGCUCGAGCUGGAAAAGCAACUUUGGAUGCUCACUGCCUUGCGAGCUAUUAAUCGCGUGGCCAGAACUCGUGAUGCUUCGCGGACACUCAGUGGAGCACCACAAUCGGGAAAAAUGCUUUCACUGUAUGAGAAUCAUGCUUCUGCAUCGUUCCUAUCAGCCUUGAAUCCGGAAAAUCAAAUACACCACAUAUCCACGAGUCCAUUAUCUCCGAGAUCGUAUCCAAAUGUUCAUCCUCUUGCUGUCCCAGGACCUACUUCACAGCUAUCGUAUGCCUCCAAUAUUUUUGUUGCAAUUCACUCUUUGGGUCUUCCAUCUCUACUACCUUCCUCUUCUAUCCCAACUAUCCUCAAAGAAUGUCACCGUACUCUCAUCUCUUCCCGUAAUCCCACAUCAGCAGAAGUCCCGGCAUCCCCCACCUCCACAACCGCAUUUAGUACCACUCAGCCCGGAAUUUUGUAUUUGACCAUCCUCGAUCCCUCUCCAGUGCCCUCGUCACUCGGUCCACGACUGCGGGUUUGGCUUGAUGCCCAUCUCACCGUCAACCUCGAGAAGCAAUUCCGCUGUCUGAACCCUACCCGUCUAUUUCCCUUGUGGUUGGCAGAUGCCGGACUUUGGGCCGAGGGAAGCUGCACAUCUUCUCUGAAAUUCCUGGCGUGUGUGGGGAUCGUAAAUGGAGAGGAACAGGUGGAGUGGCAGUUGAAGAGUGUGAUGGGUAGAAUGCUGUGGAAGGAAAUGUGGGGGGGCUAUGUUGAGGGCGAGAAGUGGUGGUGGGAUGAUGCUGCGAUUGUGGAAGAGUGCGAAAGGAUGGGGACGUGUUGGGCUGGAAGUAUCAUUGAAGCUGUAAAGGAAGGGUAG